This is a messenger RNA of Stomoxys calcitrans (stable fly), 4470 nucleotides long. RefSeq lists its product as uncharacterized. Gene Ontology annotation, biological process: negative regulation of protein kinase activity; negative regulation of TOR signaling; neurotrophin TRK receptor signaling pathway. Gene Ontology annotation, cellular component: cytoplasm. The coding region runs from base 411 to 2258 and encodes 615 amino acids. NCBI's taxonomy places the organism in Eukaryota, Metazoa, Arthropoda, Insecta, Diptera, Muscidae. The record is from RefSeq and is a predicted model, not a curated record. The transcript is spliced from 4 exons.
AGUAUGAAAGAGAAUAGAAGAUUAAAUUAAAGAAAAAAAUUAAAAAAAACUUAAAAACUUUUUACAAAAGAGAAAAGUUUAAGUUGAAAUAUCGAAAGCAGAAGAAAAACUAUUGUGAAGAUAAAUACAUCAAUUUAUGUACACAUUUCAACGGUUACAUAGAAUCGGAAAAAUAGAACUUAGAACGCAAUUUUUUCAUAAGACGAACUCUAAGUGUGUGUUCAAAUAGAAUAAAAUAAAAAAAUUAUCUGGGAACAGAAGGAAAACUAGCAGCAACGCACAAGAAUAAAAUUCAAGAAAAGUACAAUAAUAAAGCUGUCAUAAUAAACUUAACAAAGAAUUAAUUUACAUUAAUUGCCUUGUUUGUAUUUGUGAGCGAGAGUGAUAGAGACAGAGAAGGAGAGAUCAAUAUGUUGUCGUGCAAAUGCCUAAAUUUUAUUGCUUCCACUGCCAAUCAAUCGCAGGGAUCAACCCCUGCCUUAUCUUUAACAGAUGCUUUCCGGCAAGCAUUUCUUCAGAAAUAUCCUCGAAAUUUUGUAUUCUAUUCGCAAUGUAUGGAUUUCUUCAAACAGGCUAUCGGCCCAGUGUCUGAUUUGGCUAUAAAUUCGAUUAGUCAACGUGAUUUAAUUUAUAGUCUAACCUUGGAUAUUUCCGAGCUUGGUCAAACAUUACAAACUUGGCAACUUAGCAUCUGUAGCAACUGCAAUGUUGUCCUUUGCGCCAAGCGUGUUGGCGACUCUGCCAACACUCAGCAACAGGUUACCCCAAUGUAUCUGAUAAAUUGUGGCAUACUAACCAAUAAUGAGGAAUUGUCACAAAAAAGAGCUGACAAAUCUUUCUCGGAAACUUUUGGUAUUCUAAUAAUGGAUCAUCCUAAAGUGGAGGUUUCUUCGAUUAACCAAACCCCGUCAAGUACUUUGCCCCUUGGCUCAUUAUCGGCAUCUUUUGUGACCGGUGGCGGCAUAACAACCCAUUUGGAUUCGAAACAGUUACGCCUCAGACAGUUGCAAUCGUAUUUGCAACAACGUCUGCAGAGGGAAAUUGCUGAAACGGACGAACGCAUACAGCGUUAUACGGAACAACAAUUUGCUUUAUUGAAAAGUUUCCGGGAAAAAUCUGAACAGGACUAUCAAUUGCUUGUAUCCCUUAUUCAAUGUAUACCGGAACAACAAGCCAAUGAAUGGUUAGACCGUCAACCUCCCAAUUUGGAUGUUAGUAAUAAUGGUGGCAGCUUACCUUAUGGUGCUUCUCGUAGACGCAACACCAUAUCCAACCGAAGAGAUUUAAAUACCACAGCUCCGACAACUCCAACGACAAGCCAACCGCCGUCUAACCUUUAUCCCGGGAAUAAAGAGAGCAAUAGCAUGAAGUUGGCAACCUCUGAAGCAGGCCCUGCUUUAUCGUUCACUAGUGCCAUAGUUACAAACACUAAUCGGUCGGCAUUAGGGGAAGCCAGCACAAAUAUGGUUACAACUGUAGCAUCUCCGCCAUCAUUGAAUACGACCACGGCUAGUUCCGCCGCUGUUGGUAACGUCGUAAGCAGCUCAAUUUCUAAUCGUAAAAUGUCAAACUUUGACACUCCGCCCGCCACACCUGAAGCUACUCCCAUGAGUGUGGGUAAUAGCCCCACAUUCCGUCAGCAGCAGCAACAACCACAACAAACGAUUUCGUUUGUUGGUCAGCAGUCCUUUCAACAACAAUUCCCAACUCCCACAGUUGAAACAGCUGACGAUUGCCUAUUCGAAUUGGAAGGUGUUGACGGAACCUUUACCGGCGGAGCUGGUAAUGUCACAUACGUAAAUUCAUCUGUGCAUCUGCAAAACCCGCCUUCGCCGCUGCGUCAGCAACAAAAUCAAAAUGUGCCACAUCAAAUACUGCCAGUUUAUAGUAGCUUUCAACAACGUGCAUCGUUCCAAGUAGCUGAUAGUAAUCAAAUGAGUGAUUUGGAUGAAAGUGAUGGUGCUGAAGAGGCGGAAGAUGCGCUGGACUUAGAUAGCUCAAUGCCCAUUGCUAUGACAGCAACCCCGCAAAGGCGUGUUAAUGCCUCGAAUAUGGUAAAUUUCGCUAAAAGUUUACCUAUAGAAAUAGCAAAUUCACCUCUUGCGAAUGCUCGUAGUUAUAUAGCAUUGGACUCUGAUGAAGAUGAACUGGACAAUAAUGUUGAUAUUGCGGCCAGCAUAAAAGCUUUAGCUAAAAGCGUUCAUGGUGAAGCUGUGUUUGGCGACCUUCCAAGGCCACGUUUGCGUUCACAAAUUUAAGCGCUAUUGGUUUACAAAAUCAAAGGAGAUCUUUACUUUUUCAAAUGUAGGUUAAGUUUUUUUUUUCUUUUACAUUGACGAAGUUUUCUUUCUACAACAAAUUAUUAAUUUUAAGCCACAUUUUUUCUAUUUUAAUCUAAAAUAUUUGCCUUAAGCCUAGUUAUGUAUGUGUAAGAAGUAUUUGUUAGCCUUUUUUCAAAAGCCCUUGAUGCUUUAUAUAUUUUUGGAAGUUUUCCCUAAUUUUUUUCCAAGUUUGUUCGUAAUGUUUUUUCUAGUUUUCAGUACUACUUUCGAAAAGUUUUUUGUCUUUUCAAGAAUAUAAAAUUAUCGUACAAAAUUACUUAAAUAUCCACCCACUCCUCUAUAUUUUUCUCUUUCUCGCUCUUAAACGAAAUUAUUGAAAAAGUUAUUAGAAAAAAUAUAACUACAAUUAUUAGAAAUUUUCAUUCAACUAUGACGUAAUGUAAACCUGUAAACUUCAGGAAAGCCACAUGAGUUUGUUUCUGGCCAGUUUAUUCGACUGGAAAACAUUAGUUAAGGCUUCAAAUAUGUUUUUCUUUUGCUUGUAACAAAAUAUACCCAAUAGAAGAUGCAGGUAAGCGUUUUUUCAACCAUCUCUAAUCUUCAAUUUGCAUUUACAACUUUUCUCAAAAAUGUAGGUUUAUUUAACUAAAAAUCAAUUCAUAAUAUUUUGCACGUCAUGGGAAAGAGACUUAUUUCUCUGUAAAGGCCUGGUUAUGCUCUCGUAAACAUGCCGUAAAUGUAGGAAAACGUGUCAGCUGUUUUGUUUUGGCGUAUGAAUACAUAUGCAAAUGAUUACCGAACGUCUGUUGUCCGUAACCGGAAAGUAGAAUUCAGUAAAAACUAAAUUUUACGUUCCAUUUUCGUCUCAGCUGACAAUAUUUGAAGCUUGAACAAAUUUUAAAAACAAAAAUUUUAUUUGGAAAACUUCUUUUCUCCUAUUUUAUGAUUUCUCUGCGGAAUUUAACACAAUAUAUUGUUAAUAGUUUAGGUUGAAUGGGUAGCCCAGCAUGAAAAGGUGAGUUCACUCGGUGGCCAGUCUGACCUGCAGUGAAAAGCAAAUGAAAAGUAUGUGAUAAAAAGAAAUUACAAGAAGAGAGUAGGGGUAAGCGCAAAUCCAUGUCGUACAACUGGAGUCUAUUCAGGGAUUCCACAAAUACCGCCAAGAACUUUCACCUCACUGUCCUAGAACCGACGGCUUUGAGGGCCGCCAUACAUGUAUACUGAUUUUCCCAGAAUAUCCUUUGCGGCUAUCGUUAUGGCACAGCCGCAAAGGCACUCGUCCGACAGUCUCACCGACGUCCCGAUAUUUUGUGUAUCGAAGUAUGGCCCCAAUCUAGACCCUGUCUCCAUCUUGGAGCUAUCUAUAAAGACCGAAGUAUCAUUCUCUUCAAUCCCAGGAUUUGCAUCCCAUUCCGCGAAUCCCGAAAACACCCCAGCCUUGAGGCGUUACCCUUACCGGCCGCCUUCUGACUACGUUAUCUCCGAAGUUCGCGUUAAUAGGCCUGUCACGUAGCAUACAGUCACGACCCCCGUGCGGUUCAGGGCGGGAACUGUCGACCCAUCUCCUCCUCGCUAUUGAGAUUACGUUUAAAUUUCGUAAUAUUUUUAUGAUAUGUUUGAGAAAGUUUUUAAGCUUUUGUUCUAUUAAAAUUAGUUUUUGUUAAAAAGUUUGAUAAAUUCAAAUUGAAGAUGAAGGUCAAUUGAAAAACCUACUAAACUGUGUUGUGUUUCUGGGUAUUGACACGUCUGUUAAAAUCGGGUGUUUUGUUAGCGAAAUAUAUAUACGCAUACAUACAUAUAAAUAGUUAUAUUUAACAUACUUUCAUGUGUAAUACAUAAAUGUGCAAAUAAAGGGAAUGCAAUGAUGUAGGAGGCAUACAUUCAAUACAUUACAUAAAACAAUUUUUUACAAUCUUAGUUGUUUAUCUUCUCUUAACCGAUUAAUGUAUUCUGUAAACCUUAGCUCCAUAUUAGAUCUUCCAUUGUGUUUACCAACAACCAAAUUUUACUUGGUAGUUAAAUGAAAAUGCAACUAAAAAUACCCAAUGUCUCUGCAUUCACAUUAAAUAAUUCGAUAAUUAUAUUGUUACGUAUAUGAUGUGAGCAUAUGUCAUUGCAUUUCGGAUUUCUACUUUAAACAAAUGGAACCUACAGCAUGAGGUAUACAAAUAUAAUAUUUACAUUUUAU